Messenger RNA from Auxenochlorella protothecoides, 255 nucleotides. RefSeq lists its product as hypothetical. NCBI's taxonomy places the organism in Eukaryota, Viridiplantae, Chlorophyta, Trebouxiophyceae, Chlorellales, Chlorellaceae. The transcript has a single exon. The record is from RefSeq and is a predicted model, not a curated record. Bases 1 to 255 code for a protein of 84 amino acids.
AUGCCCAGCCUGGGAAGGCUCCUCCAUGCUCCUGCGAGGACAAGCGGGCCCACACAGCGCAUGAAACAGACCAGGAACAGUCAAACACAGCAUCAUUACCGCACCGGCGAAGACAGCGGAGCCAUCCGCGUUCCAAGCGCUGCACAGGACGGGCUUGUCGGACUGAAUGGCGGCCUUGGGGACGGCCUGCCCGGAACUCUGGACCUCCCAGCACAGCGUCUGCCCGCUCCAGGAUGUCGCCACGAGGUGGUUUGA